Molecule: messenger RNA, 2967 nt
Organism: Gadus morhua (Atlantic cod)
Lineage: Eukaryota; Metazoa; Chordata; Actinopteri; Gadiformes; Gadidae
Product: acid-sensing ion channel 1B-like
Exons: 8
Coding region: 101-958 (285 amino acids)
Biological process (GO): sodium ion transmembrane transport
Cellular component (GO): plasma membrane
Molecular function (GO): ligand-gated sodium channel activity
Source: RefSeq, a predicted model, not a curated record
UGACUUUCUGUGUCUUUAGGUGUUCACUCGCUAUGGGAAGUGUUACACGUUCAAUGCAGGAGUCGACGGCCGCUCUCCACUCAUCACCACCAAGGGAGGGAUGGGCAACGGCCUGGAGCUCAUGUUGGACAUCCAACAGGACGAGUACCUGCCUGUCUGGGGAGACACGGAGGAGACCUCAUUCGAAGCAGGGGUCAAAGUUCAGAUCCACAGCCAGGAGGAGCCGGCGUUCAUCGACCAGCUGGGCUUCGGCGUGGCCCCCGGGUUCCAGACGUUUGUCUCCUGCCAGGAACAGAGGUUGAUCUACCUGCCCCCACCCUGGGGGGACUGCAAGGUGACCCCAAUGGACUCAGACUUCUUUGAGAGCUACAGCAUCACAGCAUGCCGCAUAGACUGCGAGACGCGCUACCUGGUGGACAACUGUAACUGCCGCAUGGUGCACAUGCCCGGUGACGCACCAUACUGCACCCCUGAGCUGUAUAAAGAAUGUGCUGAUCCAGCUCUGGACUUCCUGGUGGAGCGGGACAAUGACUUCUGCGUGUGCGAGACUCCCUGCAACAUGACACGCUACAGCAAAGAGCUGUCCUUCGUCAGGAUCCCCAGCAAAGCAUCCGCCAAGUACCUGGCCAAGAAGUACAACAAGUCCGAGCAGUACAUCGCUGAGAACCUGCUGGUGUUGGACAUCUUCUUUGAGGCCCUGAACUAUGAGACCAUAGAGCAGAAGAAGGCCUACGAAGUGGCAGGACUUCUUGGGGAUAUCGGCGGCCAAAUGGGACUGUUUAUUGGAGCGAGUAUACUAACCAUUCUGGAGCUAUUUGACUACAUCUAUGAGGUGCUAAAGUACAAGUUGUGCCGCUGCUCGGACAAGAAGAACAAGCAUCUCAACGACAACAACAACGACCACGGAGCCGUGCUCGGCAUGGACGACGUCAAGUGUCACGUCACCAACUUCCACUGAUCCUCUGGCCGGCACCAACAGAGAGAGGAGAAUGUGUUAUACUGUGUGUGCCUGCUUUAGGGUCACCAUGCUUCACACAGGGUUUAGGUGCGGACGCUAUCUGGAUAGAUUCAUCAGUACGUCUCAUUUAGAUGCUGCAUCGGCCUAGGUAGACACCUUUGCGACAGACAGGGACGUAACCAUUUGCAGAACCAUUUGCUGUGGCUCAGCUGGCGAUGCCCUUCAUCGGGUGUGUUAUCACACAGGUGAUGUGAUACCAUGGUGUUAGCUCCCCCGGUAUAUUUGGGUUUGAAUAUUUAUUGUUAUUAUUAUUAUAUGAGUUAAGAAUUUGGGUUUCAGUGUCGCAUUCACAUUUCUUUUAAUUAUUACUUUUAUACAUUUAGUAUAUUCAUUAUUUAUUUAUUUUCCUAUUUGUAUCAUCCAAAAAGUAAUUUCAGUAUCGUUUUUUUAUAUCAGUCCUGCCCUAUUUUGUCAAGAAACUACCUCAUCUUUCAAGGCAGAGAAAUUGUAAGAAAGAUUAAAUCGAAUUAUGGUUGAGGAAUAAAUUGAAAAUGAUUCCUGGCAUGGGAAUAUAUCAUGUACAACACAUAAAUUGUUUUCAUCAAGAAUGAAAAGAUAAAAACAAAUCAUAGUUCAGUUGAUAAAAAAAAAAAAUCUGAUGCUAUGGAAUCAGUUUACCUUGGGUGACAAUCAAUACAAACAUUCAAAAUGACAAGGGUUUAAAGGGCACAUCGGGCACAUGAAACCAAACAAUAUUGAAAUUGAAAUGGACAACAUCUAUUUGUUGUCUUUCCAACAAGCUAUUUAAAGGGUUUUACACAUUUGCCAUGAGAGACUUUAAGAUGUACGUCAUUGCAAACCGAUCUAUUUUCUUUGUUGAUAUUCAAUGCUGAAUGUGUUCAGGUUUCCUCUGUAUCCACAGGGCUCCUCGCUUGCAUGACACAUUGUGCUGUUGCGUUUUCAUUUACAGUAAGCAGUAUAUCGGCAUGCCUAUCUGCUGAAUGUUUCAUCACUGUGUGUCUUUGUUUUUUUGUGUAUGAUGUGUGUGUGUGUGUGUGUGUGUGUGUGUGUGUGGGUGUGGGUGUGGGCUAUGUGUAUGUAUGUGUGUGUGCAUGCAUGUGGGUUUUUAACAGACGUAAGUUAAGUAUGAUUAUUUUCGUUUCCUGUAUGUCUGUAAUUCAAAAUGUUAGUACUCUGCAAGCAGAGAUUAGGUUCUAAUGGUGUAUGCAUUCCUAUAAUGUGUGUGUGUGUGUGUGUGUGGUGUGUGUGUGUGUGUGUGUUGGGUGUGUGUGUGUGUGUGUGUGUGUGUGUGUGUGUGUGUGUGUGUGGUGUGUGUGUGGUGUGUGUGUGUGUGUGUGUGUACGCUAGGCGGCUUCUAUGAGGGGAAUCAGAACAUACUAUACUAUUGACAGUGAAAACUACUGUACUCUAAUGGGACCUCUUUACACUCGCUAAAGCUAUACUGUGUACUGCUAUUAUUAAGCACAACAGUAAAUCAACUCUAAAAAAAGAUGUAAAUAUUCCAAUGGCUGUGGAUCGCAUUGUUUGUAAUGUGCUAUACUCUGUCUAUUAUUGUACUUGUUGCAACUGAAUAUAAACUAUGUAUGUAUUUAGUUAUAAAUGCCGCUCAUUGAUGAAUUAUUCUAAUUCAACCAUAUGUACCAAUAAUAUAUUGGUAGAAUCACCUGUGUGUUAAUUAAGUUAAAAGCUGUCCUUAAUUAAAAGAGUCUCCUCGCUGGGAAUAAUAUUAGCUUGGGGCUGCAGGCUGGAACGCUUUGGGAACUGCUAUGAAUUUCAAUUAAACAAAAUCAUUUAUAAUAGUUAAUCACGUGUAAAGGGGAGGACAGGGGUCAAAAAUGUCUAAAUUGAAACAGGCAUUCAAAAAUGCAAUGGCUUCUUAUAGGGUCAAUAAAUAGUGCUCAAUCUUUUUUGAACAGUGUCUUACUGUAACACAACGGGGUCCUUUGUUGGGAUAUCAAAGAAUAAAAUGCUUCUUUGAGCUGAUUGAA